AGUAUGCCGGGUGGGCUGCCGCCGGGACUACCCCCAGGCCUGCCCGCCGGCAUCCGGCCACCGGGCCUGCCCACCGGAGUGCCAGGGCUGCAAAACGAAGCGGGUCUGCCGCCCGCGGGCGCGGCCAUGCUGCGCUUCCCGCCCGGCAUGCCGCCGCAGUCCAUGCCGCAGCCCGGUAUGGUGGGCGGGUUCCUGGGCGGGCUGCUGGGCGUGGGCGGGCUGGUGGCGCUGCCGCACUUGCACCCGGCGCACCACGCGCACCACGCGCACCCGCCGCACACGCCGCCCGCGCACCAGCAACAGCAAGCCCAACAGCUUCGGGCCGAGGUGUCUCACGCGGACGACGCAAUGGAGCUGGACAGCGAGGAGCCGGCCGACGCGCCCGCCGCGCCGCCGCUACUCUCCGACCAGCUACAAGCGCUUCUGUCCAAGCCACCUCCAGUGUUCAACGCGUCCGAACCGCCACCCGGCUUCAACCUGUCCGAGCCGCCGCCCUUCAACGCGUCCCAGCCGCCGCCGGACGACAAGCAGGACGACGACCGCAAGAACGACCGCGACCGCAGGGAUCGGGACAGGGACAGGGACAGGAGGGACGGCGGGCGGGACAGGAGGGACAGGGAUAGAGAGCGUGGUGGCAGAGAUCGAGGACGGGAUCGGGAUAGGGAACGCGGGGGAGAGCGGGACGAAAGAAGAGACCGCGAGCGGGGAGACCGCGGCAACCGGGACCGCCGCGACCGCGACAGGGACCGCGACCGGGAAAGACCCGACAGGGACCGGUUCGGCGCUCGAGAUAAUAACAACGGAGACCGCAGCCGAGAGAAGUCCCCUCGCAUUCCCGGCAACCCCGAACAGACUGGCGAAAAGUCCCUUCAGGAGCGACUAUGGGAGAUGGCCAACGGCAAGCCCGCUCCCAGGGACGACAAGCCCCGGGACGACUUCCAAGAUGGAAGGGAGGGAAGGGAUGACAGGGAGGAUGGGAGGAACGACCGUCCUCCGCUGUUGGAUAGACCGCCGAUGAGGCACGAUAUGGCGCCGCCGCUUAUGGAUGAUGAAUCAGACAACGGGCCAGGCGGGCCCGCGGGCCCGGGCGCCGGUUGGACGCAGCUGCCACGCAUGCCGCCGCCGCACUGCGCGCCUUUCCGAGCUGGUGAGUUAUUGUGCUAAAGCCCGG
Molecule: messenger RNA, 1171 nt
Organism: Ostrinia furnacalis (Asian corn borer)
Lineage: Eukaryota; Metazoa; Arthropoda; Insecta; Lepidoptera; Crambidae
Exons: 9
Coding region: 4-1164 (386 amino acids)
Source: RefSeq, a predicted model, not a curated record